Musa acuminata AAA Group (dessert banana) is the source of this 1238-nucleotide messenger RNA. Its product is annotated as endochitinase-like. Gene Ontology annotation, biological process: cell wall macromolecule catabolic process; chitin catabolic process; defense response to fungus. The record is from RefSeq and is a predicted model, not a curated record. Gene Ontology annotation, molecular function: chitinase activity. Bases 38 to 1102 code for a protein of 354 amino acids. The transcript is spliced from 5 exons. NCBI's taxonomy places the organism in Eukaryota, Viridiplantae, Streptophyta, Magnoliopsida, Zingiberales, Musaceae.
CCUCCCACCCACACCACCACCACCACUGCUAAGGAGGAUGAAGGCCCUGUUGUUGUUGGUCAUCUUCACCCUGUUAUCGUCGCUCGGCGAUGGCAGCGUUGGCUCGAUCAUCAGCUCCUCCCUCUUCGAUCAGAUGUUGAAGCAUCGCAACGACGCAGCCUGCCCCGGCAAGGGCUUCUACACGUACACCGCCUUCAUCGCCGCCACCAACUCCUUCAGUGGGUUCGGGACGACCGGCGACGACGCCACGAAGAAGAGGGAGAUCGCGGCUUUCUUGGCGCAAACGUCUCACGAGACGACAGGUGGGUGGCCGACGGCGCCCGAUGGCCCGUACGCGUGGGGUUACUGCUUCAUCAGUGAACGGAACCCCCCAAAGGACUACUGCGUCGCCAACUCGCAGUGGCCGUGCGCUGCAGGCAAGAAAUACUACGGCCGAGGCCCCAUCCAAAUCUCAUACAACUACAACUACGGGCCGGCCGGGAAAGCCAUCGGCUCCGACCUACUCAAGAACCCAGACCUGGUGGCCACCGACGCGACCAUCUCCUUCAAGACGGCUCUGUGGUUCUGGAUGACUCCUCAGUCGCCCAUGCCGUCGUGCCACGACGUGAUAACCGGGAGGUGGACGCCAUCCAACGCCGACCGGGCGGCCGGAAGGCUUACGGGCUACGGUGUCACCACCAACAUCAUCAAUGGAGGGUUGGAGUGCGGGAAUGGGUCCGAUGCCAGGGUGGCGGAUAGGAUCGGCUUCUACAAGAGGUACUGCGACUUGCUGGGGGUGAGCUACGGAGACAACUUGGACUGCUACAAUCCGAGACCCUUUACUUCUACAGCAGGGCAUAUAUUGGCAAAGCUCAUGUGGACCCAGGCAGACAAACAUCAUCACAGUAUAGUCACUCCGGAAAGCUCGGGAAGACGCCGUGCGACGCCGAUCCGUGCAGGAAUGGGAGGCAUUUCAAACACUCAACUCUCUCUUAUUCCACCCAAAGCAAACUUAAGCUUCGGAGGGAUCGAGUCGGAAAAUCUCCCUCCCGAUCCCGACCUAUAUGUAGGAGCCCAACGACGGAGAAGCAGGCCACUCACUAAGAGAAAAAAUAACACUUGAGGGAUGAGGCUCGAACUCGACCCGACUCGUCGCUCGCCCUCAGAGUAUCCACAUGAACAACCUUGUACAUCGAAAACUGGACCGAGACCUUGGCUACAGCGUAAAGGUUCACUAACAACUACCAACCAUGUUUGUG